UCGGCUGCCCGUCUGUUGCGAACCGUGUAUCAUGUGUAUGGUGUGACCCGUGUCUGCUGUCUGCUGAAAAGGUGAGAGUCACACUGCAUGUACUAACUAACUACUGUCAGGCCGCGAUCCGUAGCACAGAAGUUUUGCCCGUCACACUUUACAGAUUAGCACUCUGGACUGGAGUGGAGUAGCCGUCACAUGCACACGGUGUGUAUGUGUGUGUAUGUGUGUUUGUGCUGGACACCCAUCCAGCCAACUCACUGGCUGGACCCAAUGGGCUGCCCGCACGCGCUUUCAUUUCAAGACGGUAGUAACACAGAUAGAGUAUCAGGCACUUUGCAGCAAGCACAUACACAGGAAAAACUCAGUUUACCUGUGAUACCGUUCAGGCUGCAAGAGAUUUUUUUCCUCUCGUCCUCUGUCGAAGUCCGUCCACCUUUACGUAAAGUGGAUGAGCUGGCGUUAGCAGGCGUUCUGCGUUCAAGGGUGAAGGUUUGUGUGGUGCUUAGUUCAUUGGGAGAAUUAUUUUUCUCGGAGCCUUCAACUUCAAGUCUCUGGCAGGUAGCCACGGAGUCGCCCAGUCCGUCAAUGAGUUGGACGGCUUGAUGUAUGCGACGCCAGUGCAGGUUGUACUGUUGUAGGGUGGUUGAAGUACAUCACUACAUGUGAGCGUGACCGUGUAUGUGUGAGAUAGUACUACUACAGUAGCACGCGUGCGCGGGCCAGCCACACAACAGCUUGUCCUUUGUAGCUGGUGAAUCCCCUCCACCAUCUGGUAUAUGGCCAUCAGCGAUUUCGAGUGUCGUGUCCGCACUCCAUCUGCCGGUGCAGGCAAGCGACACAUGGACGAAUGUUCUCAAGGUCCUCCUCAGCGGCCCACGUCCAACCGAGCCACCUCCUCCGCUACUGCUGACGAAGACGCGGAAGUGGACGUGGUCGGAGAGACUCGUCCCGGCCAAAUCCAGUCCCAACAGCUUUUCAUCACCCAGACGUGUGCAGUCGCCUCGAGCGAUCCGUUGCCGUCCUCAUCAUCGUCCUCAAUGACUGCCGUCCAUCAUCAUCAACAGCAGCAUCAACUAUCGCCAGCUGCAGCAGCUCCAGGUAAUCCAGCGCUCUGGUCCGUGCCGUGGGUGCAACAGGGCGCUCCUUCUUUCGUCGCUCACCCCAAGGUGCCAAUGGCACCUGCAGUCUCGGCAACGUUCGUACCUUCCGCUGGGCCCCAGCCAGCCACGGGGUUCGCCCAACACACUCCAUCACAGGCUCCCAUCGUCGCCGCAGGAACACUGUUGCACAACCCAGUGUCCGCACCACCCCAACCCUGGACCGGGUAUCCAACGGUUGUCCCUUGGCCAGCCGCGGCGCCUCAUCCCGCUGCUUCGGGAGGCUUCCCGGCCCAGGCAGCCGGAGUAUGGCCCACCACCAUCCGCGUACCCAUGCCCGGCUACGCGUUCCUGCCCAGUCCGGGCGAUUCGACCGGGAGCAGCGCCCGGACCCCGACCGGGGGCCACCACCUAAUACAGGUGCAGCAAGCACAGCAGCAAGCGCCCCCUCCUCCUCAGCAUCAGCAGCAUCCAUCAUUGGCAACGCCAGCUCAGACACCAUUUAGUCCCGGUCAUGCUACCAACAGCAGUGCUACGUAUAUUUAUCAAGGUCCCGUCGCUGCACCAUCAACCAACCAGCAAAACGCCCGCAUAAUCCAAACCUCUAUCAGCCAUGGAGAAAAGGACGAGGCUACGGACAAUGAAGAGGACCAGCGCAAUGCCAAAAUGAUAAUGCCAGUGGGUCCGCACCGAGGUGGAGAUUCCCGAAGCUCUUCGGCCGAGUACUUGCACCCCGUUGCCAUACAGCCACCGUAUAUGUUUUCGUCGAACGAACGCAACAUGACGUCGCCCACUGCUACCAGCAAUCCUAGCAUCGAGAGCUCAAGAAGUGAUCAGAGCCAGCAGGACUAUCGCAAGCGGAUGGUUGAGAAGUGGCAGAAGCCGCGGCCGUCUUCGGACACCGGUGCGGUCACCAGUGCCAGCAUUCCUCGACAGUCCCACCACACGGGUAAAAACCUCAUCCUUGCAACUGGUCGACAGCAACAGCAGCAUCCAUUGCCAAUGGCGGCAGCUACAGGACAGCCGCCGUCGGCAGGGUCGGCGGCUGCAACGGCAACGCAACAUCAACUCAGCCCAGUGGUCAUGUUCAGUCCGGGCAACCCGAACGCAAUGGUGCCCUGCACCCUGCAGAACACCAUGGCAACGCUGCAGCCAAUGACCGGUCUCGGUGCCGCGCAGUACACUACAUCGACGCUGUCCGCCCGGUUGGUCGCCGCGGCAUCGGCCAGCCUUCCCACCAGAGUCUCAAUGAAGUCCGUCCGUCAGCCUAUACUCCCUGGUCCGCCGAAGAGCACGGGCGGAACACUAAGGUUACCGUUCACAAUUGAGAAACCGACAUCGCCUGAACGGACCAGGUGCUCCAUUUGCGGUACGCUGGCGUGUGGGUCAAGAUCUGCGCUAACAAAUCGGAGUGGACCGCCGCGUCGCCACUACUUCUCAUGCAAGGUGGCUCGCCGGCGACUGCAGGAGUGGAUGGACAGCCACCAGGACCACCCGUACCCGACCAAGUCGGAGCGCGCCCAGCUGCUCAAGGAGACGGGCAUGAGCCGCGUGCAGCUGCAGAACUGGUUCGGCAAUCACCGUCGCCGGCUCAAGUCACAGCGCCUGCACGACGGCACUUCGCCGCACGACUCCAAGGACUGCCAGUCCGACGGCUGGCACGGCAUGGGAGACAGUGACGACGACUCUGACAUGGAAGUGAUGGCGGACAAUGAAUGCGAGGAUGAUGAGGGUGUGGAGAUGAUCUAGGUUCUCUACCAUUGUACCUACCCAGGCCAUGGUUGUUGAAUCGGUGGCAAGGAAGACCUGCCUGGAAGGUGGAAUGAGCUACAAAAGAUAUUCACAGGAUGUACCAAUAGUGCUGGUGGACUCGUUUGGCUUCGCACCAAACCAAGUAGAUGUGUUUCAGUUUGGAAGUGAUCAAUUAGGAUGAUACUGUGCAGCAGCCCAGCUGUGUGCACACUAGUGCAUGGGCCCUAUUUGGUGUCUUUGACCUUCUAGGACUCCAUAUUUAAAUACCAUCUCUCUCUGUCUCUCUCUUACUCUCUGUCUGUCUGUACGUCUGUCUGUCUCUGUCUGUCUGUCUGUCUCUCCCACUGUCUGGCUCUCUCUCUGUCUCUCUCUUACUCUCUGUCUGUCUGUACGUCUGUCUGUCUCUGUCUGUCUGUCUGUCUCUCCCACUGUCUGGCUCUCUCUCUCUGUCUCUCUCUCUCUCUGUCUGUCUCUCUCUCUCUCUCUCUCUCUCUCUCUCUCUCUCUCUCUCUCUCUCCAAAGUUUGUCCUUGUCGAUCAGUCAUUGGCAGAACAUUUUCUAUUUUAUGAUAAUAGGUUGAGGACUGGGUUGAGGCAUAUCUCUCUAGCACGAGUCUGACAAAUAAUCUCCAAGUGGCUCAAGACUCGAGAAGAGUUAAAUUGGAGUGGCACACGUAAAGUUCGUGCGGUAUGUCCCUACCAGUCCCUUUCUUUUUCUCUCCUUUUUAAUUUUAUGAGACUAUACUGUUUUUGAAGUAAUCUAUUCCAUCUGCCAUGCAAGAUGUUACCUGAUACCUAGUAUUUUGAAUGCUUUUUUCCUCUUUUUUAAAAACAGUAGUAAGCUUUCUUGGGCUUUCCUGAGCAGACUAGCACUAACGUGGUUCAUAAUUAUAGAUAGUAGGAACGCUGGUCUAUUCUCUAGUGCCACUGCCACGCUCACGGUGCACAUCUUGACCAGUUUUUUUUUAACUGCACCGUCUUUGUUCUUUUGUCUGGCCGUACAUACGUCCACUCAACAAUACACACAAUAGAUACAUGCAUGUACAGCCAGACCGUGGCUUCAUACUGACUUUGAGGACAAGUCGUUGCUGGUGCCGCUGCUAGGCCGACUUUCCUAGUUAUUCUAGCAUUAGAAUAGCUGCCCCUGAAAUGUUACUUCGAUUUUUCCUCCGGA
Sycon ciliatum is the source of this 4016-nucleotide messenger RNA. RefSeq lists its product as uncharacterized. The transcript has 2 exons. Gene Ontology annotation, molecular function: RNA polymerase II cis-regulatory region sequence-specific DNA binding; DNA-binding transcription factor activity, RNA polymerase II-specific. Gene Ontology annotation, biological process: regulation of transcription by RNA polymerase II. The record is from RefSeq and is a predicted model, not a curated record. Lineage: Eukaryota; Metazoa; Porifera; Calcarea; Leucosolenida; Sycettidae. The coding region runs from base 771 to 2840 and encodes 689 amino acids.